GGCUGGUUCAUUGGCGAAUGUAACGGUCUUUGUUUAUCAAUUUGCCGACAACUUGUGGAGUCGGAUCAAAUCAACAAUCAGCCCAGCUCUGUCGGUUUGACGCGCCACUGACAUGUUUAGUCAACUGCGAUCAUUUCAACUCUUGUUGUCGGUUAACUAAUCUUCACUCUCGUUUUUUCAACUGUCGGGGUCUGUUAUUUCCUCAUCAAAAUGGCGUCGAGUUCGGUGAGUCAAGAGAGCUUGGAUAUGGAAGAUUUCGAAAUGACGAGACAGAGAAACAGGAUAAGGACACACAGGGGGAGGGGGAUGCUGCACCGCGCGGGGGAGAGAGACGCUGGGGACGGGGAGGGGAGGGAUCAGAACGGCGACGGAGGAGACGGGCCGGCAGCGGGAUUCCAGGACCAUGACUCGCCCACGCGCACGGCGGCGCGAGCGAAAGAUAAAAGGACGAGACCGAAUCAUAUGCACAAGGGGAAGCUGCCAAAAGAUAAACGAAAGUUGAGAGAGAAGAGGAGGAGCACGGGUGUAGUACACUUGCAGUCGACAGAGAGUACCGGAGACAGUCUAGAUGAUGAUGAUGAAGAAGACAAGGUGUUGAUGGAGACAAAGAAGAACACCGUGUUUAACGAACUCACAGAGAAGAACAAGGCCAAUCACGAGCCUCACAGUCAUCACCAUUCAUCUUACCAGCAUCACACACAUCACAGUCACAGUGGCUACACGGCUCGCAGAAACAAGAGCCCGUCUGACUUGGAGGCUGACCUUGAAGACAACCAGGACUACGACAGCACUGUGAGUCACUCGGAGACCAACCUGACACUGAUUGGUCGGUCCGAGUCGUCCGACACACAGAUCUCUCUGUCCCACCUCAGCCGGCCCGCCGCCAUCUCCAAAUUCACUCGCUACUCCCCCGAAACUGCCGCUGCGUCUUUCAGCCACUCCACCGUGCCGACCCUGAGCGACCCCGAGUCGAACAAGACAAACUCCACGUCGUCCUCCACCUACUGUUCCCCGGCGACAUCAACAUCGGUGUUGUCACGAUACGUCGACAGGUCACGUGACUCCGAGAACGUCACCAAGGAUGCUGACAGGGCUGGGGUGGGCAAGUUCAGAGACAGUAAUAAGAGUACUGAGAACACGUAUAGCAGUUAUUCGAAUCGGUUCCGGGGAAGAGAGGACUCAAGUUCGCCGGUUCAGUCCCACGUUCAGACGCGGAUAUCGGCAUACCCCGGAGCGAAGCCGGUUGUCACACAGCAGAAUGAAUACACGUCUAAUGUGGAGAAGCAACUGGAGAAGGAGAAGGAAGAAAAUAAACGAUUAAAGCAAAUGCUUGAAGAAAAGGAUCGACGGAUUGCUGAACUGGAGAGAGAGGUCUCGUUACUAAACAAGGAGAUGGAUGACAUUGAGGAUCAAAACAUACAACUGGAGGAGGAGAAGAGUGCACUAAUCCGAUCUCUGUCACAACUCAGCACAAAUGUUUAAUUGGUCACCACCGUCACACUGACAUUAUGUCACCUCUGUCGUGCUGUGACAUUAUGUCAUCACCAUCACACUGAUAUUAUGUCACCUCCAUUAUGUUGUGGCAUUGUGUCACCUCGAUCAAAUCUGUGACGUCAUGUCAGCUCUGUGACACUAAUAUUAUGUCUAUGAUAUUCUGUCACAUCCUCAAAACUGUGACAUUCUGUCAUCUCCGUCACACUGACGUUUUGUCACCUUAGUCAUACUGUGACAUUCUCUCGUCACCACCACCAUCAUGCUGUGACAUUCUGUCAACUAAGCCACGCUGUGACAUUCUGUCACCUCCGCCACGCUGUGACAUUCUGUCACCUCCACCACGCUGUAAUGUUCUGUUGUCGCCCAGUUAUUAAGAGUACUUCCAAAGAGAAGAGGACUGUAUGCUACACUGCUGUCCAACCAUCUGUUGUUGCUGUGAUGUACUAAUGUUUCUGAUGCCAGUUCUUGACAUGGUAUUCAUUUAAUUUUGUGUGAUGGUGUGGACAUUCACCAUCGCACCUAUUGUAUCACUUUGUAUCCAUAUGCCUUGACAUAGUCUACCACUUCAAUUUAGUUUGGGUUAUUUUUGUGCCUGUUGAAAGCCAGUGUAAACUUCUAUUCACCAGUUAGCACAUAUUUAACACAAAAAAACACAUCUGCCGAAUAGCAAUGGAACAUUUUCGAUUUUUAAAAUCAUUUUGCUUAAAACAUUCAUCCCACAUGUUUAUGUACAGUGACAUAUAGGAAAAUAUUAUGGCAAAAUGUAAACAAACUUCAGUUUCAGGGCUAGCAAAACAUUUGGUCAAAUUAUCUUUUUGAAAAAUGCAAAACCCAGUUAUUUUCCAACAAAAUAACAAUUAUUAUUUGGAUUUUUACGUCAAAUUAUAAUAAAAUUCUCAAAUGGCGACUUUGGCGAGUGGCAGAGCUAGACCUGAGUUUGAAAAUCCAUGCUAUGAAAUUAAUGUACAUGUGAUAGGAACUACAUUAGCUUCAUACACCAAAAUACUAUAAUUGUUUUCAUUUCCAUAUUAUGAACCAAAACUCCCAACAAAUUGCCUUUUAAACAUCAUGCACAUGAUAUAUAAAAAUAUUUUGAUUCAUUACUUUUCUUACAUUUUAUGAUCAAAGUAGCACAAAUUAGCAGAAAAAAAUGCACUAAAUUAGUUUUUUUUGUAAAUAACCUCUUUAAUUAUUAUUAAGUUUUCUAUUUUAUUAAAAAAAAACAUGUUUGUCUUAACAUUAUUACCUAUUCCAGUUUAGAAACCAUUCACUUUUUGCCGUACUGUAUUUGGAACUAACCGUUACUACUAUAAAUAUAAUUAUGUGCCUUCAGUUAUUUUGCAUACUGUUUUGUGGUUCAUAGUAUGCUGAAUUGGACAGCCAUAAAUAUGUCCUCAUAAAACAGCAAAUGAUUAGUCAUGCAUUCCUUAUAAUCACAUGAAAUUGGUUUCCGCAAACAACAAAUCAUUUACAUGCAUCUUAUUUUAUCUUAGUUUUAAAUUUCUGAAAUCAGGCUACGGGGCGGGAUGUAGCCCAGUGGUAAAGUGCUCGCUUGAUGCGCAGUCGGUUUGGGAUUGAUCCCUGUUUUUUGGGCUCAUUGGGCUAUUUCUUGUUCCAGCUAAUUGAUCAAUGUGUUCCAGUGGUGUCGUUAAACAAAACAAGAUCAGGCUCGACAGUUUAGCAUUUUAUGUCUUGCAUAGGUCAUACACUUGUAUAUGUAUUUUGUCUCAUCUUUGAUCUAUAUUUAUCAUGUUGCCUCAACUGUAUCUUUGAAAUCAAUCCAACAUAUCAAAUUAUAACGUUUUAUUUAUGGAGUUUUAUAGUUUAUGCAGGGUGUGAAUUUGUUUUUAAUUCUUAAAAUAAAGCAUUCCAGUUCCAGUUUAGUUAUUUACGUACAUAUAAAAUUGUAUUUAUGUAAAAAGAAGAAAAAUGUUUGUUUAAUAACAACAGAUCAUGACUGUUUCUAUGCCAAAUGUACAGGUUUUGUAUUGCAUUAAUAAAAAUGAUAACUAUUUUUCUUAGUUACCGAGGGUAGAACAUAAAUGUAUUAGUAUAUUUACAUGUUUUGCAAUUCUGUAAACUCAACUGUCGUAGAUUAUGGUUUAGAGCACAAAGUGCACACUGAGCAUUUUGAACUGAAAUAUACUUUGAGAAUUUGAGCAUAAACUAAAUUCAAAAGAUUUACUAAAAUGAUUGCAGUUUCCAUGACAUUGUAUUUUUGUUUGCACACGGCAAAGAGGCAGUUUGUAAUAAUAUGUUUAAUGUUUUUAUUAUGAACUAACAGUGAUAAGAAGAAAAAUAUAUAUAGUGAAAAUCAAGACAGAUUUGCAUUUACUUAAAUGAUACUUGCAUGUAGCCAAUAUGUUGAGAAAUGUUCUAAAUGCAUUUAUGCCAUCAAAGCCACAGACCCUAGUUUCCACCUGCGAAAAGAUUGAUGUGCCAUUAUAUGCAAAUCCAUUCUGUUUUCACGAGACAGAACGUGCGGAACAUGUUUAGGACAGUAGUCUUGAACAUACCCCACAUGUCAAGCUAUUUAGUCUGUGAUGUUUAAACGAGUAAAUACUGUCUAAAAUAGACUAAAGCUUGACUAAGUGUUUUUAGAAUUAUGAAAAAUGUAUGUCGUGGUAUUAUAAUCGCUAGGAUGGCCACAAAUACUUCGGAUCUACACAAAUGGAUAUUCUAAACAUUAAAAUGUAAAUACGCGUAACUUCAAAUUUAGAUUAUCAUUAUCAAGAAUGGCUCUUAAUAGGAAAAAAAAAUCAUUGUUUAAAAGACUAGGCUCAGUCACUUUAAUGUAGGGGUGGAAUGCAUUGUGGGAUUGUUUUUUGUGUGGUUUUUUUGUUAUUAAUGAUCAUGGGGUAGUGAUAUAUUUGUCAUAAAUGAGGUUUUGUGAGAAUGUCUUUUAUGUUAUUUGUGGAGUAGGGGAGAUUUAUUUAUGUGGGAUGGGGAUGUGUUCAUACUGUUGAUCAGUAUGGGAUGGGGAUGGGUUUAUUUUAUUGUUAGAAAUGGGAUGAAGAGAUAUUUGUUGUUCAUGGCCUUGGGGUGUGAAUGUAUUUAUGAUACUAAUGAUGGGUAUAGGGUUGUUUAUACUCAACAAAAGUAAGGGUAAUGGAACAUUUUGUUUUUAAAAUGUUGAUAGUGAUAUUUUUAGUCAAUUGAAAAUGGAUUAGUUGCUACUUUUAAUGUUUUAAAAUUGUGAAUUCAUCUCUGAAACUUGAAAUUGAGACGUGAUACUGAACAAAAGGUAAUAUUAUUAUAGUAAUUUUUUUAGCACAGAUGACUUAAAAUUGUUUCAGUAAAAUUUGACCCAAUAUAUUUGCACAUAAUUUUUGUGUGUGUGCAUUUAUGAACACGACUAAAAUGCACCUUUGGCUAGUGUUCAUUUCACAUUGGUUCAUAGCAAUACUUAGUUUGUUCACUUUAAAUUGCUGUUUAACUUGUUAAAUUUAAGAACAUGCCCCAAUACUCUAAUUUUGUUGAGUGUAUGUUAACCCUUGUGAAAUAAGAUCAACUCUGUAUUUAACGAGAACAAAAUUUAAUCAAUAUUUUGGGGAAAAUUUGGCAUUAUUGGAUUACUUUUUGAAAAAGUUUUUUAAUUUUUGGUCUGAAAUCAGUAAGUUAGUCUUAUUUCAGAUUAUGUUAAUUGCCAAUAGUGUAUUCAAGUGUUACACAAUGUCAUUAAAUUGUGAUUCAGUUUAUAGAUAUGGGGUCAUACAGUACACUGUCAUGAAAUUGUGAUUCAGUAUAUAGAUCUGGGGUCAUACAGUACACUUUGUCAUGAAAUUGUGAUUCGGUUUUUACAUUUGGGGUCAUACAGUACACUAUAUCAUGAAAUUGUGAUUCAUUUUAUAGAUCUGGGGUCAUACAGUAUAAUAUGUCAUUAAAUUGUGAUUCAGUUUAUAGAUAUGGGGUCGUACAGUACACUGUCAUGAAAUUGUGAUUCAAUUUAUAGAUCUGGGGUCAUACAGUACACUCAUGAAAUUGCGAUUCGGUUUAUAGAUCUGGGGUCAUACAGUACACUCAUGAAAUUGCAAUUCAGUUUAUAGAUUGGGGUCAUACAGUACACUGUGUGAAAUUGUGAUUCAGUUUAUAGAUCUGGGGUCAUACAGUACACUCAUGAAAUUGUGAUUCAGUUUUUAGAUGUGGGAUUAUACAGUAAUGUAUUUGAAAUGAUCUUUAUUCCUACCCAUAUACUGCUGUCAAAGUUGUGCAUUGUAUUUGUUCUUUUUCUCAUAUGCAUUUUAAAAAAUAUAAAUGAUGCUUACACUUUAUGUUCACACAUUGUUUGGUGUCAGGUUACUGUAGUAGCAUUUGCAUUCACUUAUUUAAUUUCACUGUAUUUACACGGUGGAUCUGUUGUUUGUAUGUUACUUUGUAGGGAUUGCAUAUUCUUUAUAAUCUCUUUAAUAUCUGGAUAUAAUAUAAAACUAAAAUGCACUGAAACUCGAUAUAAUUAAGCCAGUAUUCAAACUUUCAUGUGAAUGAUAAUUUAUAGUCCUUACAAGAAACCCCUUUUUUCAUACUAUGGAAUUCACUACAAGUUAUUUAUUUCUGAGCCGAUUGUUUUCUAAAUUACACACAGAAAUAGUUGGGGGGUUUUGGGGUGUUUUUUUUGUUGUUUCCAAAAUACUUUAGCUUUUUUUCUUACAUCAAACUAAACUGAAAUUAUUUACAAAAAAACAUUUUUGUAAGAGGAUUGGAUGGACUAGCUUGGAUUGUGAUUAUAUAUAAAUUUUCCAAUUCAGCACAGAUUUACUCUCCCCCCCCCCCCCCCCCCCAUCCAGUACUGACACAUAUUGGUUUCUUCAAGUUUGAUAACUUUAAUUAUUGGUUCCUGUCCCAAACAGUGUCCCACAACUGGCCAUGAUAUGGGAAGUGCAUAUAAAAGAUCCCUUGCUGCUGAUGGCAAAAGGUAGUGUGUUUCCUCUGAAACCAUGUGUCAAAAUUACCAAAUGUGUGACAUCAAAGCA
Molecule: messenger RNA, 6464 nt
Organism: Gigantopelta aegis
Lineage: Eukaryota; Metazoa; Mollusca; Gastropoda; Neomphalida; Peltospiridae
Product: PRKC apoptosis WT1 regulator protein-like
Exons: 6
Coding region: 211-1482 (423 amino acids)
Biological process (GO): apoptotic process; positive regulation of apoptotic process
Cellular component (GO): cytoplasm
Source: RefSeq, a predicted model, not a curated record